UAAUCAGAACUCAGUGAGUGCUACCAGGUUUUUAUCCAGCUUGCAGGUAAAGGGUUACAGAUUCUAGGAAGUAUUAAAUGCAAACUUUAAAGGAUUUUAUUUUCAUCUGCAGUCACAUGAUGCCUUAAUACCCAAUGACACUAACUACAGUGGCUCAUUAAGAGGUCAUGCAAACUCCCAAGCUAAACAAGGCAUUCUUACAUAUUUAACAUUCAAAUGCAGAAGCUAAGCUAAGCCAUGGAAGAUUGUAAUCGGAAAAAAGCUACACUUCCUGAUCCACACAAAAGCUACAGGUUCUUUAAACAAGUGACAGACUGCUAGCAUUUUGGACUGAAGUCUGGAGGUUAUUUUGGAAUGUGAAAACUACUUGCUGCUUGGAUCCAUGACAACCAUGUAGAUAACCAUUCAUUGCCUUUAAUGAUCUACACCAACAUGAUGCCACCACAAAGAUGUUUAACAACCUCUCAUUAUCUCAGCAUUUGUUUUACUGAUGAGAUUGAUGCUCUGCUCUCCUCAAAUUAAGUUCAAUUACUGCCUCCUUCCACAAUUUUUCAUCAACUAAAGGACACUGUCAUUGCAAGACAGCAACCCAGAAAGACCUCGAAUUGCACUGCAUCCAUGCUUGUAUUAAAGGAAAUCCAGAUGGGGUGCAAGUGCUGCAAAAUGAUACGAAGCUACAUUUUUGAUCCAGAAGAAAUACAAUCACCGGGAUGCAUUCAUGAAGUAAGCAUCAAUAAAUACAAUGAGCAAGGCAGCAAUAAAUCCAAAUCCAAAGAGAACAGUGAAAUUCAAGAACAUAAAAAUGAACUCCAGAAGGAUGAACUAAAUAGAACAGAAAAUAAAAGUCAGGUAAAUAGCACAACAGAAACUCUCUGGAACCACAGAGGCAAUGAUUUGCACGAGGAUGGUCUUGGGAAGAGUGUUGCAAAGCUUGGUGUUGCGGUCAAUGGCGGCAACUCCUGUGCUGGAGUGUACUCCACACUCAAUCCCGACACAAAUCCAGUGAAAGAAGCCAGUGAACAAGGAAUCUCCAGGCAGUCAGAGACUUCUUCAGCAAGCAAUAGAGACUUUUGUAACAGAUCAUAUAGGUCUGGCCAAGAACUUGACCUAGAGGCAGUCAGUCAGAGGAAGUCAGUCUACAAUGAACCAAACAGUAUUCCAGAUGUAGAGUCCCAGUCUGCAGAAGACAGGACCUUUCUGAAAGAAACUGCUCUACUAGAGACACAAAACAAUACCAUACAACUGCCAGAUAUUGAUUAUCCCCAAAAUGGCAAUCAAACCAGAAACUACAUUGGAAAAGACUGCUUUUCAAUCAAUUGUGCACAUUCAGACCAAAACACUGGGCCUUCAGCAAUACAAGACCAGGACCUUUGUGUAACCCUGCCUUUGCCUAUGAAGGAAAGUGGUAUUGAACCCUUUAAAACUGAGUCUACAAGUUUGAAUGAGGGUAUUACUAGUGAUAUCACUGCCGUGGCUGUUACCAAAGUAGCAGAGGUACUCACACACUCCAACCAUAAAGACAUCAAUGGAGAAAUUGAAGAGGAAGAUGCUGAAGUUGCAGAAGCUCUGGCUGCACUGGAAGCUGCAACGGCAGGGGAAGACCUGGAAGAUGACGAUGAGGACUAGAUGAUGAAUAUUUCUAAUACACUGGGUAAGAUCAAGAUUUUAUUUCUGGAUCUAUAUGAACACAUGUACAGCACGUGUGGACAGCUGCUAUGAGCAGCAUAUACAAAAGGAGUUGGGACUAAACCUCUGUCCCUUCAACUGUCUUAUACAAUCUUAAUUCCUACAGUCUGAGGUACAGAAGUGCUCCCUUGGCUAACAGUGAUACUAACACUCUGUGGAGCCAACCAAGAUGGCAAAGCAUCAUUUUUUCCACACAGGAUAUUCUGCUGUACACCCACCUCACCCGGACACAUGCAAGCACUUCCUUUGGUUCUGACUUUCAAGAGAGUCAGUACACACUGCAUGUUCCAGAUUUAGAAAGCUUCCACUAUUUAAAACAGAACAGUAAAAGCCAUGCAGUUAGAAACCACAAAUUCUCAUCAUGUUAACAUAAAAAAAAAAAGGAAAAAAACCUGCCCCAAAGUUCUAUGAUCUAAUGAAGUAUGGAAUAAAGAAAGCAGCUUGGCUUGCACUUCACUGCAGUUACACUUGUUACAGAUUAUGCCUAAAUGUGCAGCUGGCAUUAGGAUUAUGACCCUACCUCCUCUCUUACACCUCCCCUGGACUUUGAUACUCCAAGUGAUCUGCUUCAGCUCAUCAAAACAACAGAAGCCUAGUCAAAUCCAAGAGAGUGGAUAACUUUCUAUUGGCUUAUGUGAGCUGCAGUAGAUCACCUAAGAAUUGCACACACACCAGAGGUGCUGGAGAGGGAUCAAAACUCAGUCCUACCAGUUUGGAUAGAUCAAAACUGUUGCAAAACUACAGCCUAAGACCUCUCAACUCUUCUGAAGUUCCAAACACGUCAUUUGUCUUAACAAAUACAGUUUGCAAACGUGUUGUGUCUCUGAUAUCCCCAGCAAGAUAUGUUUUGUUAAUAUACAGUGAGAGCCCGUGUGGGCUUCUCCCACAUACAGCCUUCUCCCUCAUUAAGGCUUCACUUCAGUCCAUAAACUUACAGCAGUAACGAGAUCAAGCUUCACAGUUUAGGCAACAGGUCUGAAAAUACCAGGUGCAUUCCUGGAGUGCUGACCCUUCCUCCAUUCUUCACACUAGUAUGGUAACCUUUUUUGGUGGGAGGGGUACAAGGAGGGAAGAAAAAGGAGAUAGAGACCAACUUGGUGCUGCCAAUGCACCAGAAGUUGGAUCCUGACCACUGAAAUAGAAAACACGUGACAUUUUAUAUUGAAAUUUUGUGUUUUCCGAGUUUGUUAUAAACUCUUAAUAAAUUUUUUUAAUCAUGUAAAAGUUACAGUGGCUUUUGUGCUUUAUGCAUAUUCUGAUUGUAUAAGAGUUACAUAAAAGUUACACUAAUCUCCUAUCUCUCACUAAAUACAUGAAAAGCAUCAUCUAUUUCUUUGAAACUGGAUAUGCUAAAUCCUAGUGUAAUCAUUAACACACAUAAGGAUCAGAAUAUUAAGAGGUGGUUUUUGAGUAAUGUGUAGAUAUUUACUUCUGUUUAAAUGCAGAGUCCCUCUUCUCGGAACACUGGGAGAUCAAAUCAAGAUUUCAAUGUCUCAAAACAUUAAUGACACCCCUAGUAGCAAUUAAAAGUCUCAGCUUCAAGAGAACUGUAUUCAGCUACAGAUGAGUAGAGAGUAUAAAUCACAGCGAGCCUUCAUCUUGCUCCCCAAGAAUGAAAAUAUACUAGAGAAGAGCACCCUGGACACUCCAAACCAGGCAUGUCUUCUACAGGCACAAUUGUGGACCACAAGACUUAAAUCCUCUGCAACAAAUCAGCUGGGCCACAAACAUAGCAUUUCUUGUGGCCCGGACCACAUACAGCAUUUCUUGUGGCCCAAGUUUUCAUUGUCUUAAAUAUAAGAAAGGUAAAAAACCCCAGUGUAAAGAAAUUCUGUUCACUGCAUUGGAAAUAACUGGUCAAGGCUUAAGAAGGUGAGGCAUAUGUACACCUCAAAUCUGCAGGAUAUGGAAAGCUCUCAAAAUACACCUAUGAGGUAUUGCCAACAUUCGGACUUCUUAGCCACUAUCUAAAAUGCCCUGUGCAGUUUCAUGGGCCAUUUCAUUGGUUUCAUUUUUUGAGGGGGUGGUUGUUCAGGUUUUUUUAUUAGAAACAUGGAGUUUAUUUCCCUUCAGCUCUACCAUGCCCCAUCUGUUUGUAAAUGAGCCAUUUCUCA
This is a messenger RNA of Colius striatus (speckled mousebird), 3800 nucleotides long. It is a transcript of the gene PGCKA1, whose product is annotated as chromosome 3 C4orf19 homolog. The coding region runs from base 619 to 1626 and encodes 335 amino acids. The transcript is spliced from 7 exons. NCBI's taxonomy places the organism in Eukaryota, Metazoa, Chordata, Aves, Coliiformes, Coliidae. The record is from RefSeq and is a predicted model, not a curated record.